AUGGAAAUCAAGAAAGCAACAAUCAACGAGUCCAAAACUCAAGAAAAAAGAGUAACAUACGAAGACCACAAGAUUACCAAUGUACUUAGAAAUGCCAGGGACUGAGUCUCCAAUAAUUUUAAAAACGAACAAGACCAUAAAGCCGCCUAUAAACACAGGAACAGAUCUCAGAAUAUUUGCAAAAACCCGGAUGAGCUCUUGUCAGGGAUCUCUGACAUCAUCAUCAACUCAAAAAUGGGUGUAAACUUCACUGGCAAGGAGGAUAAAGUCGACUGGGGUGUACUAAGUAAAUCAAUCUUAAACAAGUUUGCUCCCGGCCAUAGCAUGCUAAACCAUCAACUUGAUCAAAUGAAAUCUCACCAAGCUAAUUUUCAGAAGAAAAUAGAGAAGAAUAAUUUCAAAAGGAGAGCAAAGUCGAAGAAAAUUGCUAAAGUGGGAGAAGUAGCCCCAAUUUGCUCUGGAAAUGGCUUCCAGAAGCUUGUAGAGAAGAAACAAAAGAAGAGAGAGCAGAUUUACUCUCAUAAUCCAGAACUGAUGAAGGUAGCUGAACUUCAAGACACACAUGAAAUGAAUAAGCUACAGCUUGAAAUGAUCAUGAAUGGCAUGAAACAAGAUGAGAAUGGUAAUUACAUUCUUCGGUCACAUAAUACGAAGAAGAAUGAACAUCAAUUCAAGAAGGUCAAAUCCAGAUUCAGGAAUUACCUUGGGUCUAAGUGAAGUUCUAGGAAGAAGCUCUGAAAAGCAUCAAACUGUUCAUCAGGAAAAUCAUCCCAAAGAUCAAUUAAAUCAGAGGCACAUCAGCAUAAGUACGAGUCUUUCAAAGUUCCAAACAAAAAGAAGAGCAAAUUUGCUGUUGAAAUAGUAUCGUUGAAGCAUAAUACUGACAAGAAGAAGUCUCAUAAAUUAGCAGAAAAUGGAUUUUACCCAGGCAGCCCUAUGGCCACUCAAUCAAAAGCAAACCUUGGUUCCGUGUUGCAAUCAAGCUAUUGUCCCCCAGAAAAAUUCCUUAAAUCCAGGAUUGAAGAACAAGCUCUAACAUUUGCAAAGAAAGAGGCUAAGAUCUUUUCCCAAGAAGUACCCUUAACAACUGGCAUGGGAGAUUCAGAGCAAGUUCUUUCAUCAGAAAACACUCUUAAAUAAGCCACGGUGCUGUAAAAUUGAGGAAACCUCACACUUCUUGACCUGAUUCACCCAAUAAUGGUUAGGAUUUCAGGUGAAAUAAUUUGACCUCUCUAGAAAGGUUUCAAC
Moneuplotes crassus is the source of this 1248-nucleotide messenger RNA. NCBI's taxonomy places the organism in Eukaryota, Ciliophora, Spirotrichea, Euplotida, Euplotidae. The record is from the annotation of a GenBank genome assembly.